UAUCUUGUGGGGAUCCCAGGAACAAUAUUUUAUUUCGGUGUUUUUAAAGAGAAAUCAGAAGUGACCUGGCGGUCGUAUGAAUUAAAAAAGAUAUCUAUACAAGGGGACGAGGCUCUCAGACUUGUUUAGGUUGUAUUUGGCCCUAAUAUCCUGUCGGUUUAGGCCAAUAAAAUUUAUAAAAUUCCUAACCUAAGUUUACUGAAAAUAUAUUAGCGGCAACAUGAACAAACAAUCUCCGGAGGAGAGGAUUUCCGACUUGGAAUCGUUAAGCGAAUUUCUUAAAAGUCACGAUAAUUCCCAAAACCGUUUCUAUAUUUCACCGAUUCCAGAAAUAUGUACAGAGCACCCUUGCUUGUUGGGCAUUGAUGAAGCUGGCAGGGGACCCGUAUUUGGACCCAUGGUAUAUGGUACUGCUUUUAUCCCAAUUAAUGAACAAACUUUGCUCGAAACUCUAGAGUGUGCAGAUUCUAAAGCAUUAAAUGAAGAGAAACGAAAUCAAAUAUUUAGUAACAUAUGCCAAAAUUCUGGUAAAAUCGGGUGGGCGGUGGAGGUGAUAGCUCCAAUGUCGAUUUGUAACAGUAUGCUCAGCAGAUCCAAGUAUUCUUUAAAUCAAGUGUCAAUGGACUCUGCCAUUGGUCUAAUAAAAGCGGUCCUAAACAAAGGGGUUAAAAUCGAGCAUGUAUAUGUCGACACAGUUGGUAAGCCGGAAAAGUACCAAGAAUAUCUGAAGUCCUUGUUCCCGAAACUUAAGAUAACUGUCGCUAAGAAGGCUGACUCGACUUAUCCUAUUGUGUCAGCUGCUAGUAUAUGCGCCAAAGUUACCAGAGAUCACUCAUUAAGUGUAUGGACAUUCCCAGAGGGUAAUGAUUUUGGGGAGUUUGGAAGUGGAUAUCCGGCUGAUCCUGUAGUAAAAAAAUUCUUGAUUGAUAAGUCUGAUCCAGUGUUUGGAUAUCCACAACUUGUCCGAUUUAGUUGGGCUACUUCAGUGAAUGCACUCAAGGAAACUGCAUACCAUGUUGAUUGGGAAGAUGUUGAAGAAGAAGACUCACAAAAAAAUGUGUCCAUAACAAACUUUUUUAAAAUGACAAAUAGGGAAAAACAAGAAAAAACUCAACACGAAUUUUUCACCCAAAGGUGUCUCAGUAGAAAGGUAGAAUUGUAGUC
This is a messenger RNA of Cylas formicarius (sweet potato weevil), 1164 nucleotides long. RefSeq names its product ribonuclease H2 subunit A. Gene Ontology annotation, molecular function: RNA binding; RNA-DNA hybrid ribonuclease activity. Gene Ontology annotation, cellular component: ribonuclease H2 complex. Gene Ontology annotation, biological process: mismatch repair; DNA replication, removal of RNA primer. The record is from RefSeq and is a predicted model, not a curated record. The transcript is spliced from 3 exons. Bases 221 to 1162 code for a protein of 313 amino acids. Lineage: Eukaryota; Metazoa; Arthropoda; Insecta; Coleoptera; Brentidae.